CGACGAAUACAACGAGUGUCUGUUAGCCAUGAAGAGAACUCAAAGGGAAGCAAUGAUGAAAACUACGACCAAAUCGCCCAGAGAAAGGGAUAGAGAAUCUUCGGAUUUCGUAAACGAACGCGACAUGUCCGACGCCCUCGAGACCGCCGGGCGGGGCAGCAUCAUUGCGUCCAUGGUGCCCGACGAGGUCAUACUCCAGCAUUCUAACUACGCGGUCAGGCAGUACGAGACUGCACUCAUGUUGAUUGACGUGUCAGGAUUCACGGAUCUAUGUGAGAACUUCACAAAAGCUGACCGCGGCAGCCCCUCCCGUCUUACCCAAGUGCUGAACUCCUACAUCGGAGCCAUGGUCCAAGAGAUCCUCUCACACGGUGGCGACAUCCUGAACUUCGCUGGCGACGCUAUACUCUCCAUGUGGAAGAAAAUGCCGAGUUUGUCUAUGCAGAGCGUCGUGCACUUGGCCAUUGACUGUGGAUUGAAUAUCCAGAAGAACCAUGGGACGAAGCUUUGUACUGAUGUCGGCGUUGUACUUAGAGUAAAAGUUGCGAUAUCCUGCGGCGUGUCACACUUCGCGCUCAUCGGCGACGCCACACACUCCCAUUAUGUGGUGUUGGGGCAGCCGGUGUGGGAUAUAAAGGUGGCGGAGUACCUGGCAGUGGCUGGUGACGUCAUCGCGUCACCCAGUGCUUGGAGACAUGCCAACGAGGCGGAGUACAUAUCGGAGUCCUUUGGAGAUGGAACUCAUACGAGGGUCCUACAAGUCGCAGGUCCAUGGAAGAGAUUCAGCCCCUCUAUAAGUAACGAAAAAGACUUGAUUCUUCCGACGAUAGACUUAACUGGUGACCUGGAACAGUUCUACAAAAAAUUUACACUUCGGCCAGUAAUAAUAACCGCAUUACGUAGCCGAUGGUGGCCCACUCUCCGCAAGUUUAUGGUACAGCCUGUGAUCUGGGCGGUGGAGAAUGACGAACCCAUGGAAUUCUUGACGGAGAUACGUCGAGUUGUCGUCGUAUUCUUGAACAUUGUGACCAAAACUGUGACGGAUGAAACGCUGGUCGAAAUGGUGGAUACUGCGUUCAAAUGCGUUUAUAGCACGUCAUCAGCAGCAGGCGGCCUCUUAAACAAAGUGUCCUUGUUCGACAAAGACCUGAUGUUCCUCCUAGUUUUCGGCCUCCGAGGCAUGUCUCACGGCGACGAGGCCCAAAAGGGCCUGCUCUGCGCUCAAGCUUUAAAGGACAGGCUGCUCGACCCUAAUAUUUUAUCAGUUUCGAUUGGGAUCUCAUCUGGAACGACAUACUGCGGCGUGGUUGGACAUGUUCUCCGGCGGGAAUAUACAGUUAUAGGAACAGCAGCCAAUAAGGCAGCACGAUUAAUGACAGCAUAUCGUAACAAAUUAGUUUGUGACAAGGAAACAUUCUUAAGAAGCAAAAUAGAUCCGGAUUUCUUCAGGUUGAUGGAAUUGAAACCAUUGAAAGGCAUAAAAAAGCCUGGACCGGUUUAUGAAUUCAACAAAUAUGGAUGGCCCGAAAGGCCUAGCGCCAGUCGCCAGCCUAUCCUAGGCAGAGAGGAAGAGUUGCGAGCCUUCAUACUGGCUUUGCAGGAGGCCAUGGAAAAACAACAUGAACCUUUUAUGAUUGAUCGGAGUCUUGUUUACGGAGUAGCGUUUGUUGUAAGUAUUCAAGUACUUGAAGUACUGUUAAUACUUCUUUGGAAAGUUGUAAGUUUGUACAUUGGUUAUUUUAUGUUAGUCCACAAGCACAUAGUUAUAUGUAGAAUAAGACACAUUUUGUCCAGACUAGGACCCGCCAAAUUAGGUAAAAAGCGAUUAGUGGAAGAAUGUAUAUAUCUCACGCCAAACUGUGUCAGGAUUGUAAGAAUAUCUCUAAAUAAUAUUGAAAAGAUACCAUACGGAUUGUUCCGCCAGAUAGCUCUCAAAACACUGGUAGGGAGUUCGUCAGAGCGAGACAAGUGCGAGAACCAAAUUCGGACAAGUUUGGACCUCAACGAACUGAGCCCCAAUGAGCUUUAUGCGAUAAACGUCAUAUUCGGCUGUCGGUUGGAAUUGCCCCCCGAUUUUGAAUUUACGGGGGACAUUCUUGAUGAAGAUUACGCUAAAGAUCUAGUGCGCAAUAUUUUUGAAAAGAAUAUAGCUUCAAUGUGUAUAGUGGUGAUAGAUGACGGAACGAACAUUGAUGAUGAGUCCUGGAGGUUACUUCUAGUUCUAUUGGAUACCAAGAAACUUUUCCUUAUCAUGACUCUUCCUGGUGAAGAAAGAAUCUCUGAAGCGGCCAAUCAAUUCAUGUCGAGCAAGAAGCUGCUUAAACUGCCGCUUACCGGGCUGGACUAUUGGUACCACUCUGUUAUUGCCUGCCAAUUCCUAGACGUACAAGCUAUUCCUACUGACUUGGAAAAGUUAAUACAGAGCGCAAGCAACGGCAUUUCUGGCUGGAUCCAAGACUUCAUCAUAUCGCUGGUCCAGCAAGGAGACCUGACCGUGGAAACCACGACGAGGGACAAGGCGAUGAAGCAAGGAGCCGUGAUGCCUGAGCGAUCUUUGCUGUAUUCGACGGUGGAUUUGGGAACAACUACUGACAACCAAGUUUCUUUAGACGCGUAUUUUAAAGGAGUCUUGGAAACAUUGAACUCAGACAAUAUCAAAAGCGUUGGUAAAUUUGCUCUAGACCCAAAUGAGCACAUUCAGAUAGCUGUUCUUGCGGACACAUUCGAUGUUUUGAAUAUUCGGAUGUCCGCCGUUGACGCGGAUGCAAUGAUCAUGAAAACUUAUGACUCGCUCAAUCCAUUGGAAAAGAUGAUGUUAAAAUGUUGUUCUGUUUUGGGUGUUGUUUUUCCUCGACGAAUGGUGGAAUAUCUGGUGGAGUGUGAUUCCAAAAGGAAAAUUGCGCAAGCUGUAGCGAAGUUAUUCUCAGUUCGCGUCCUGGAGUGUCAAGGGGGUGAUUUUACUCAGGAGACAUCCAAGGUGCUGGUGCAUCAAGCACCGGAGGUUGUAAAUGCUGAGCCUCCAUAUUGUGGCUGUCGGGGCACUGAGGAAUUGAGCAACUGCGCUGACCUUCCGAAGUAUGCAUUUUGCGGUUACAUGAGGUUUAAAUGUACUUUAUUCCAAACUACCACUUACGAAUUACUGACGGAGAUUCAAAAGCAUGAUCUGCACGAACGGGCAUUGCUGUAUUUGAAGAAGUACACUCGACGGUGCUGGUACUGUGGCGAGGGCUGUUUCCACACGCUACUAGGCAAGCGCACCAAUGAUGGUCUCGUCAAAGAGUCAACAGACUUGAAAAACACGCAGGAAAUGAUGCAAAGUCUGGCGGAGGAAUCGAAUCAUGUGACUGGAGACUUAACUCGGUCCCGGAAACCAAAUGAACCCUUGUUUCACUCAUCGGCAAUGCUACGGAUUUUCUCGGAGGAGAUACUCAGUUUUCCAGGCAAGGGAAGUGUAUCCACAAAUACGCCGAAAUCUGAUACCCACGUGCGAUCGUUUUCUUCCCUAGACGUGGCCAAUUGCGAAUGUCGUGCUAUAGCCUUGGCAGCAUAUGACCAGAUUAUUGAUCAUUGUUGUGGAGCAGGCCAGCAUGAACAAUUGUUUGAAGCUUACUUAGAAUAUGCGCUCUUGUGUCUGAAUUCGAACACACCACAAGCACUCUGCUUGCUCAAUGAAGCGGAAAUCGUUAUUAUGAGUGAAGAAUACUGGGAUAUGUGUAAAGUAAAUUGUAAGAUUAGCUGGUUCAAGGACUUCUGCUUGGGACGUAUCAUGUCGCUCCGAGGGGUCUGCAUGAUCGCGUCUGGAGAAUUUAUAGAAGCGAGGAAACACCUGCACCGCGCGUUGGAGUUGUUUCGUGAUCCAUUCCCUACAACUAAAUACCAGCAAACAAUCCGCAAUAUGCACAUAAGCGUGCGCCAAUGGAUGGCUUUCAAAGUUGCGCCGAAAGCCUUUGUCGGGACAGAGGAUGGCUUGAUUGCCUUUUUUUACGAAGAAGUUGCGGUCACAUUAAAUCGGCUCUAUACGUUGUUUAUAGCGUGCAAAGAAUAUUCAAGUGCUGAAUUGACUGCGAAAUGGUCGUUAGACUACGCCCUGCGGAGCAACGCGAACUUCACACUCCUCUGCGAUAGUUAUCGCAACAUGCUUACGACGCAUUUGAACAAUAAGGAAAUUUCCAAAUGUGUAAAGAUAGUAAACAUGGUCAUAGAGCUCUGUAGACGGAAGCGCGGUCAACUGGACGAUGCGGAAGCGCGAGCGGUCUGCGUUCUUUACACCACAGUGUUUUUGUUUUAUGUUGAAUACGGCAAGAAGAACGAGAGCCUAGAGUUCGGUGUGCCAGUAAUGCACAUGGUGACCAUGCUCAAAGAUUCGGGCAUGCGCGUACGUCUCGUGGUGUCUGUGUUGAGACUGCUGCUGAGUGACCUGCGCCUUAAUGAGAUGGUGAUACUGAUGAAGGAGAACCUGUAUAGGUGUAGCGAGUUUAACUUGAAUUCGACAACCUGGUACUACACGUACUCGUUGAUGAUACUAAUCGAGACUGGCUAUUGCGUGGAGACGUACCAAGAAUGCGAAAGAUUCUACAUGCAGCAUGGAGACACUAUCCUGACGUUUAAGAGUAAGGAUGCUGCGUGGGACUACUUCGGUUGUAUGUGGCUAAUAACCGUUAGAGUAUGCGCAUGGGAGACGUCAGUUUUAUGGGAAAAGAAGGUAAAAGAAAUAAUGUCAACCGAGAAUAAGCAAAUUGAAUACAAGAUUCAUCUGCAGUUAAUUUUAUUGGAGGGUUGGCUUAUAAUGUUAGUAAGAGAGAUUGAUGCAAUGAACGAGGACCAGAUUUCAAUUAUCAAAGGAACAAUUAAGAAUAUGUUCGAAAUGUUGAGCAAGUCUUGUCAGAGAGCACCAAUAUAUCAACCAAGAUAUUUUCUCCUCCUGGCCUACUUUAACUACAUAAAAGGCAACAAAUUCCGUGCCCGUAGCUAUUUAGAGAAGACCUUUGAACUUGCAAAGGAAUUAGCUGAAGGAACAACUUUAAUCUGGGCGGAACAUACGCGGCAGCACUGGACAGGUACACUGGAACCAGAGCUUGAAGACUAUUGGGUGGAGCAUAUCGAACCGGAUAACCUCCUGAACUACAGACAUUUCAACAAGAACGUUGGAUUUGUACCAUUCACUCUACCGUUACCAAAAGCGUUAUUGAGGUGCUCUUCGAUUUAAGCUUAAGCUUUAACUCUAGUUCUAACAAACAAUCUCCUCUGUUCUAUAUUCGAUAUGAUAUUGGUUUAACUUAGUAAUGUGGUAUUUUGUUAUUUUUUUAUCUUAAGAGUUUUUAAUAAAGUUAGUAUAUAAUAAA
Molecule: messenger RNA, 5342 nt
Organism: Leguminivora glycinivorella
Lineage: Eukaryota; Metazoa; Arthropoda; Insecta; Lepidoptera; Tortricidae
Product: adenylate cyclase type 10-like
Exons: 38
Coding region: 29-5206 (1725 amino acids)
Biological process (GO): intracellular signal transduction; cyclic nucleotide biosynthetic process
Cellular component (GO): cytoplasm
Molecular function (GO): adenylate cyclase activity
Source: RefSeq, a predicted model, not a curated record